CGCCGCAGCCGCCGCUGCCAAUAUACCUACAACUAGUUUACCCGCCAACGCCACAGUAGCAGCAACGACUGCAGCCGCGCUGCCCAGCAACAUUUUACCUGCAGCUGUAUCGUGCACAGCAUCGCAGCGUGCAGCUCAGUCGCUCCCGUACACGACAGCAGCAGCGUCAUUGCUGUCUCAGGCUUUGUUUGUCCACACAAAGAUUGAGGAUCAGGUCGCGCCAGCUGGAGCUCCGCCAUCACCGCCCUAUGACUCUGCCUUUGGGCGCAAGAGAAGAAACUCUGUUCCAGAUGGACGGGUGUUUUCCUGUGAUUAUGACGGCUGCAACAAGACGUUUAUGCAGCUGGCACACUUGAAGAUUCACCAGCGCAAGCAUACGGGAGAACGGCCUUAUGUCUGCACAUUCCCUGACUGUGACAAGUCUUUUACCCAGUUGGGGAAUCUGAAAACCCACGAACGCAAACACACAGGCGAAAAGCCCUUCAAGUGUUCGUUUGCUGGAUGCGACAAGGCCUUUAGCCAAAUGGGCAACAUGAAGACUCACGAGUUGCUCCAUUUGGGGGUCAAACCUUUCACCUGUGGAAUUGAGGGCUGUGAUCGUGCAUUUAGCCAGCUGGGAAACCUAAAGUCACAUCAAGCCAAAGUCCACCACAAUCCAUCGCGGCAAAGAUCGGGCCUGAAGCGCUCCAUCACACCUUCAUCAGAGGAAGAAGACGGGGAAUCUCUCUACAAACGCCGCCGUCGCUCCUCAUCUGCGCAUUCUACAACCAGCUCCUUAAAUGAUGCUGUCGUCCCUUCAGACGGGUCAUCUAGUGACGGAACACCGCCAAAGCCAAGACGAACAGGGCAAACCAAGGAACAGCGACUAUUGAAAAAGAUGAAGGCUGUACUGGAACGACGGACAUCUGGAGAUCAGAUGGGAUUGCAACUUUCCUUUUCCGAUAUUCCAGAAGAAGACGAACAAGUUUGUUUUUGAACCAACUUGACCUCCCCAAUGUUAAGAAUACCCGCCCCUUCCCCUUUUUCUCACCUUUCGAAAUCUACUGCCCAUCUGUUUCCAUCAUCCAUGCGCUGUGUGAAUAGUUGUUUACAGGAUUUGGAUGGGCAGAAAGAUGUGUACAUACCCCUUUUCUACUUUCGGUUAAUUUUGGUGUAAUGAGUCUCCCAUCCUUCCCCUCUCUCUCUCUCUCUCUCUCUCCUCUCCCUUUGGUGUGGUUUUUUUUUUUAUUAAAGUAACAAGAAUGUAAAUACGUAACUUUUUUAAAGAAUGGCUAGAUUUGUCCAGA
Molecule: messenger RNA, 1286 nt
Organism: Spizellomyces punctatus DAOM BR117
Lineage: Eukaryota; Fungi; Chytridiomycota; Chytridiomycetes; Spizellomycetales; Spizellomycetaceae
Exons: 6
Biological process (GO): regulation of transcription by RNA polymerase II
Cellular component (GO): PcG protein complex; transcription regulator complex
Molecular function (GO): RNA polymerase II cis-regulatory region sequence-specific DNA binding; DNA-binding transcription factor activity, RNA polymerase II-specific
Source: RefSeq, a predicted model, not a curated record